Messenger RNA from Bacillus rossius redtenbacheri, 1231 nucleotides. Its product is annotated as splicing factor C9orf78 homolog. Gene Ontology annotation, cellular component: spliceosomal complex. The coding region runs from base 149 to 1072 and encodes 307 amino acids. The transcript is spliced from 6 exons. Lineage: Eukaryota; Metazoa; Arthropoda; Insecta; Phasmatodea; Bacillidae. Gene Ontology annotation, biological process: mRNA splicing, via spliceosome. The record is from RefSeq and is a predicted model, not a curated record.
AAAUUUUGAUUUUUUUUUUUUCCAGUUUGUUUUGAUAACAAUGAGUACAUUGGAAUGGGGUUGCUUGAUAACGGGAAGAAGAAUAACUUUGUGAUUUUAUUGUAGUUCACUUGUUUUGUUACUUGAAUUAUUGGCAAAAAAAGUAUUAAUGGAUAGUAAUACAGAUAACCAUCAAAACGUAGGUUUUAAACCUAAGAUGAGGAAACCCCUUCGUCAACGACUGCAGUCAUCCAGCGAGAGUAGCUCUAGCGAUGAAGAAUCAGAUGUUAGGGAGAAGUUGGAGGAGAUGCAGACGCUGCAGAGUCUCCGCAGACGGCAGAACGGCGUGAGCAUCGCGAGCCUCGCCCUGGGCAAGAGACUGGCUCCGGGAGAAGAGUUGGUUGACACGGACCCGUUCCGGGUGAAGGCGGGCGGGAUGGUGAACAUGAAGGCGCUGAAGGACGGGAAGGUGAAGCGGGUGGACGACGCCUACGACACGGGGAUCGGCACCCAGUUCUCCGCGGAGACCAACAAGCGAGACGAGGACGAGGAGAUGAUGAAGUACAUAGAGGAGCAGCUGUCGAAGCGGAAGGGCAGGCUGCGGGCGCGGGAGGACGACGGGGCGGGCGAGCCCAAGGACCAGGCCAAGUACUGCUCCCCCGAGGAGGCGGCCCUGCUCGCCGUGCCGGACCACCUGCGGGCGUCCUCCACCCAGCGCUCCGAGGAGAUGCUGUCCAACCAGAUGCUCAGCGGCAUCCCGGAGGUCGACCUGGGCAUCGAUGCAAAAAUACGUAAUAUUGAAGCGACGGAGGAGGCAAAGCUGAAACUGCUGUGGGAACGGCACAGCAAGAAGGACGGCCCGUCCCAUUUUGUGCCCACAAACAUGGCCGUCAACUUUGUGCAGCACAACAGAUUCAACAUAGAGGACCCCGAACCGCCUCGCAAGAGAGAGAGGUUGCUGGAAGAGAAGAAGAAGAUGGUGGUGGUCGGUUGUGCCCCGGAAGACAAAGUUAAGCGCAACCGGGACGGUGGUGAGAAAGCCACGGACGACUAUCACUACGAACGAUUCAAGAAGCAGUUCAGAAGAUAUUGACUGUUGAUGUACGUAUUCACUGCGUGUAAACUACUGCGUGGAAGCAAUUUUGUCGAUGAAUGUUGUAUGUAUGGUUUUGUAAAUAUGUAUGUGUUGUAAUUAUUUUACUGUAACUUCUUAUAUUUUUUCGAGAGAUUUAUAAAGCGAUAUAUGUUUUUA